AAUCAAUACGGUUUAGUGUCCACAGUAAACUGGGCGAGGCAGUCGACACAAGCCACCAGCGGUAUAGGAUCCUUACAACACAGAGGAGUUUCUUCAAAUGGAGGCCUCGAGGAAGAAUAUGUCAGACCUGGAGGAGGGCAUGGUCACUAUCAUCAAAGUUUUCCACAAAUACUCGGGUCACAAGUGCAAGCUAAAGAAAGCAGAGCUUAAAGCGCUUAUCAACAAUGAAAUGAGUCAAUUCAUAGCGAAAAUUCAAGAGAAUGAAACUCUGGAUAAGCUUGUUGCAGACCUUGACCAGAACGGAGACCUGGAGAUUGACUUCAAAGAGUUCAUCACCUUCAUCGCCAUGGUUACCUCAGCAUGCGAUGAACUCUUCAUCCCAAACGAUCAUAAUGAUUAGUUAGCAUGUAUAGCUACUUAUUAGUUAUUAAACAUCUGAGGAUCACAGAAACGGAGUGUCUAACUUGUUCGAAAUGGGGCUGAGUGAUUUGUGUACAUAACAUGUUGUCUGAGAAGAUUUAGACCAAAUUGAUGUUUAUUGAAAAUCUAAACACACAGCUCACACAAACAUGACACAGACCUAGCCAGCUUAGCUAUUUUCCAUAACACAUGUAAAAUUAUCUUGCCUGGUGUUUUUUUAUAAAAGCAUCUCUUUAUCAGCCGAGAUCCGCUGCUCGUGUGAGUAACGUUACAUCCCAGUACAAAACACACAGCCAUCGUAGCUUUCUUGUUACGUAAUUUCAAAGUUUUAUACUUCAACAGUUUUUUGACAAACUGAGACUUUAUUGACUUGCAAAAUUAUCUUUUAAAUUGAUGAAUAUCAUAUGUAAAAUCCAUGGCUCAAUUCAGACAGGA
This is a messenger RNA of Etheostoma cragini (Arkansas darter), 855 nucleotides long. Its product is annotated as protein S100-B-like. The transcript is spliced from 3 exons. Gene Ontology annotation, cellular component: cytoplasm; nucleus. Lineage: Eukaryota; Metazoa; Chordata; Actinopteri; Perciformes; Percidae. Gene Ontology annotation, biological process: positive regulation of cell population proliferation; positive regulation of canonical NF-kappaB signal transduction. Gene Ontology annotation, molecular function: S100 protein binding; calcium ion binding; RAGE receptor binding. The record is from RefSeq and is a predicted model, not a curated record. The coding region runs from base 98 to 400 and encodes 100 amino acids.